This is a messenger RNA of Racocetra persica, 447 nucleotides long. The record is from the annotation of a GenBank genome assembly. Lineage: Eukaryota; Fungi; Glomeromycota; Glomeromycetes; Diversisporales; Gigasporaceae.
GAUGUUGGCUACUUAGGAACUGUCUUGCACCCUCAAUGUAAGAUUCUUGCGGAAUCAGGCCCGAUUAUUAUCGGUUUAAACAACAUUAUAGAAGAAAAUGUGACGAUUAUAAACAAACAACCGACACCUUUAAUUAUUGGUGAUGAAAAUGUCUUUGAAGUUGGAUGCUAUGUAGAAGGAUCCAAAAUUGGGAAUAAAAAUGUAAUAGAAGCAAAAGCGAGAAUUUUGGGGAAUACGUCAUUAGGAGACAAUUGCGUUAUUGGUGCCGUUUGCUCAACCAAGAGGGAUGAAGCAAUUCCCAAUAAUACUGUUAUAUACGGUGAUCAUCAUAAUCGGAGAACUCAAACAGCAUGCGCAAGCAUUGGUGGUGCUAACACAGCCACCGAAUCGGCUGCUAGUAAUCAUCCAAGAAAAGUUAAAGAAAAAGAAAAAGACUCGUCUCACUAG